GUUUCAAAUUAUAUGAGCUCAGACCUACUGGAGAGAAGCUGCGUAUCCAUAAACGUUUCUGCGAUUUGGGGAUUAAAAUUAGGGUUUUGGAUUGUGAGAGAGAGAGAGAGAGACUAUGGGAGACUCCGUCUGUCUUGCGAGAUCCUUCUCGCAACCUGCAGAUACUUCGUCGCACGAGGUGAUUCCUCGUGGUGUGCUGACGGAAUCAGUAUCCUUCGGUAGAUUUGCGUCGGAGACGCUACAGUGGGCGAAAUGGUCGGCUUUUACUCAGAAUCGUUACUUGGAAGAGGUUGAGAGGUUCACGAAACCUGGUUCUGUGGCUGAGAAGAAAGCUUUCUUUGAAGCUCACUUCAAGAACCGAGCGUCCGGGAACACCACAAAGACCAAGAAGACCCAAGAAGUACAGAAAGAGAAUCUUGUUGAUUCUGAAGUACCACUUGUGAGUGAAGUAAGGCGUGGAGAUGUGGUGUGUAGUGCUGUGAAGAUUAUUCAUGAAACUGUGUGUGAAGUACCGGAAGAGAAUCUCGUUGAUUCAGAGGUAACAUGUAUAGAGGUGUUUAGUGCUGAGAUGGGUUCUGUUGCUCCAUCGGUUUCUGUAACCGAUGCAAUUUCUGAGAAGUUUGAUUCUGUGGUUGUUCCUGAAGACGAGGAUCUUGACAAGGAAAAUUCUACUUCCUUGAGCAAAGAAAGACAUCCUAGUUCUUCUUCAGGAUCAAAGACCAACAGUAGAAGUUCAAUCCCGGAAUCCUCCUUUUCUGUAGCACUUGAUCUGCCACUUAAGAAAGCCAGGAAAGAGCCACUUUCGACUAGGAAAAGGUCAACUAAUGUAUCGAGAAACCAAAGCAGAUCACCUCCUCAACCCUUUCACAUGUCAAUCAAUUGUGCUCCUACUGAUAAUUCCGGCAAAAAGAUGCACCAGAGCGGUUCUAGAAGCAGUACCAAGGUUAAAGAUGCAUUGAAAGCAGAUAAGGAGAGAUCAGGUCCAAGUUCAGUGCACAUGCCACUCAACUCUGCUACCUCUACUCGUCAAACGACCAAAACAGCUCCAAAAAGGCUAGCAAGAAGAUCCACUACACAGAAAACAAGUUCAUCAAAUGCUGGAACCAGUGCAAAACCGAAGGGAAACGAACCAACAGUAGCUUCAAAAGGUCGCAAGAGACCAUUGUCUAGAGGAGCCAAAGAAGAUUCAGAUGUUCCAAAAUGUUCAACCAGAGCCUCUGCUUUAGGGUUACCAAAACUUCCUCCUCCUCCUCCUAAUAGUCGGCCAUUAGACGAGAAAAGGAAAAACAUAACUGUAGGUAGCUCAGUUUCUAGCAGAAUACCAAACAAUGUGCAAAGACAGCCUUCUGCCAGCUGCGAGAAUCUUUCAACUCAUAGCAGAACCAGAGCAAAGUCUUUCACUGUUUCUACUCCCUUCAACUUCAGAAGUGAUGAACGGGCUGAAAAGAGGAAAGAGUUCUUCAAGAAGGUAGAAGAAAAGAAAAAGAAAGAAGAUGCUGUCAAAGAGCAAUCGUCUUGUGGCUUCAAGGAACAUCAAGAAUUCAAGAACCCGCAAGUUGGUGGUUUUCAGGCACCAAUGAUAAGUCUCACUUCACCAAGCGUCCGCAGGAAUCAAACUCCAGGAAGAGAGAACAUACAAAAGUCUCGUGAAUCUCCCCAGAAAGUUGCCUCAGUGAAGACCACAAACGCCAGAAAUCCAACGACGGAGAAGUACAAACGCUGCAAGAUUCAUCCCUCGCUGACAAAGAAGAAAACUCAAGAAGAUUCGUCUCCUAAUGUUCUCUAGAAGUAAGGUGCGUACGUCAGAGACAAACCCUAUCAAUCAUAUGUUUCGUUUCCUCUUCUUCAACACAGCUGAUAUUAAAACACACACCAGAUGAUCAUCAUGAAGAUUCAGCUUUUCACGUUGAAGAUUUUGAAAAGUUUGUAGUUUCAGCAUGUAACCUUGUCAAGCUUAUGAUAUAGGUAACUAGACUGUAUAACGUAAGCUUUUAAGGAGCUGUGUAGUGCAUUAAGUAGAACUUAAUUCUCCAUAUAACUAUGUACUCAAUACUUUUUCUUUUAACUAAUGAUAA
Brassica oleracea var. oleracea is the source of this 2075-nucleotide messenger RNA. RefSeq lists its product as uncharacterized. The record is from RefSeq and is a predicted model, not a curated record. The transcript is spliced from 8 exons. The coding region runs from base 116 to 1786 and encodes 556 amino acids. Lineage: Eukaryota; Viridiplantae; Streptophyta; Magnoliopsida; Brassicales; Brassicaceae.